Messenger RNA from Pungitius pungitius (ninespine stickleback), 10743 nucleotides. RefSeq names its product putative gustatory receptor clone PTE01. The transcript has a single exon. The record is from RefSeq and is a predicted model, not a curated record. The coding region runs from base 8922 to 9887 and encodes 321 amino acids. Gene Ontology annotation, cellular component: membrane. Gene Ontology annotation, molecular function: olfactory receptor activity; odorant binding; G protein-coupled receptor activity. Gene Ontology annotation, biological process: detection of chemical stimulus involved in sensory perception of smell; G protein-coupled receptor signaling pathway. Lineage: Eukaryota; Metazoa; Chordata; Actinopteri; Perciformes; Gasterosteidae.
GCCACUUUCUCCCCGCGCAGCGCGCACCAGACAGUAGUUGCUGCUAAAACACGCCAGAGACGGUAAGUAACCUUGAUUUAGCUAACGUUGCUGCUGUUUCCGUGUUUGUCAGUGAAUCCAAGGGGAUGUUGGUCGCUAACUUUAACUAGGUCGGCAUCCAUUUUCACCUGCUAGCUUACGGUACAGUUUGAACGUUCAUCUCUCACCUCAUCCCCUCAAUCUACGCCCGGCCCCCGUCCACCUGCCAUCUGGGGGUUCCCCUGUGGGUUUUCCCUCCCCUUCUUGGGUUUCCCACAUGGAAAAAAAAAUCUCCUCCCUAAGGGGAAACUUGAUAGUCACGUGACCUAUUUGCAAAUCAAUGUAAAUGAAUUGGCCAAAAAAUACGUGACAUCGUAACGUUUUUUGGGGGGGAAAGAUUACAUUUAUUAUUGUGGACCAACGUAGCUAUUACACGUUUUUUUUGGAGACUGGGUUGGCAAUGCUCUCAUUUGGCUUGCAGUUGAUAAUGUUAUCUUGGCCCACACAAAAUAAUGUCAUUGGUUUGAACAUUGUAUAUAUUGUGAGAUGUAUGUUCCUGUUCAUGUGCUUUUUACAUGUUUUUUCUAUAGAGCAUUGUUGUGACAAUGCAGUAAAUAACGCUAUGACCAUAUUAGGCACACAAGGGAACCGAGGGAUGAAGGAGUACAGGAAGCGUGAAGAUAAAUCACUAUCUGACACAGUGCUCCUGGCACAGAAUGGUACAGAGGGAGGGGGGGCACCUGGGCAUCUUGGACAAUAGCCGUCUUAGACCAGAACCAGCUCAAACUAGUCUUCAAGGACGUGAGGAGAUUAUAAAAAGGGUCAGAGUCGGACAACAGGCAGACUCUUGGAUGGAUUGCUCGACGAUACGUGUGUAGAGUCUCGAGGUGCACCUGCGGGGAAUUGCUCAAUGUAUCUAUUUCUCUUCUAAAUAAGUGUUAACUUUUUAACUUGACGUGCCGGAUUCUUUUCAUCAACCAACUCGGGGGGUUUGAAAAUCCCAACAAUAUAUACUGUAUAUACCUGGUUUGUGGGGAAAUUGUCACACCUGUAUGUCAAGUUGCGUUUUUGUCCUGUCUCCACAGUUGUUUUUUGACUUCCUGUUUUAUUUUGGAAACUAACUCCCUCUCAUUUCAGGUCCCUUGCCCUUCCUCAUGUGUCACCAGUCUGAUUGGCUGUUUCUCAAUAUGCGUUCUUGUGUGGACUUUUGUUCUCGUGGACUCGUGAAACGUCAUCAGUCGCAGCCCGAGUACUGUUCCAAUUCUCAAGUCCGCAUCUGGCCGAGAACGGUCAUAAUACCCGGAUGUGGCUCGCCCCGCCCAUUUUACCGGGCAUGCAUCGGAGCAGGCUCGUCUGUUCUUGUGAGAGACAUAUAUCCCAGAAUGCAUUUCACCUCAGCAACAGGCAACAACGACAGAGGAAAAUAAACACAACUUUAUGUCGAAGUUUAUAAAUACUACUUUUUUUAAGUAACGUAAUGUAAUUUUCUGACUGAGUAGUAAAAUGUUUAAGUCAAAAACUAAAAUAAAAACGUAUUAGCAAGAUCAGCUGACGUGGUGACGUCAUCAAGUCAGCUGCUGUUCCAACUGCGGAAAUGACCGUUCUCCGUUCUCCCGAAACCUGCGAGUCAGGACUCCCGAGUCUGUCUCCCGAGUCUAUUCUUGCGGGAACGCGAGUCCGUUCUCGCCGUCUUAGGUAUUGAGAAACGGCCAUUGUCUCCCCUGAUUCCUGAUUGUGUCCACCUGUUCCCACAACUCCCUCAUGUGUACUUGUAGUCUGCGUCGCCCCUUGUCCUGUGCCAGUGUGUCUUGUUGUUUUACCCUGCACACCAGCCCUCACGUCAAGCGUCAAGUCCGGUGGAGAUGGUCACGUCAUUUUUGAUUCCUGUUAUAUUUCCUCGUUAGAGAGUUUUUGAGUUUUUUGCCUUUGGGAUUUUGAUCACGACCUUUGUGUCCUCAUUGCGAGAGAUUUUGAUUUUUUUCGGUUUUGUUAAUAAUAAAAGCAUUGUCAGCUGAACCCUCUCUCUGCGUCCUCCUCCUCCUCCUCCUCAGCCACCUGCCUGACAGAAAUAACCAAUCACUGUAUCUUGCGGGACUCGCUCACACGAGAGCGCAGCCUUGGGGUGGCGGCACAAGUAUAAUUCUUUUUUAGGACGCUGAUUGGCUAAAUUAUGGGACACACAUAUAUCUUUGAUUAGUAAUUGGCUCUUUUGGGCCUGGCCCGAGCCAAGCUGAGACAUGCAGACAGACUAGGUAUCUUAUUACAAACAUUACUUGGUAUAUUCCAUAUUUCAAAUACACAAACCUUUACAAUUCAUAAGAUGUAUUAAUAUAAUAAUAAUAAUAAUAUUAUGAUAUAUAAAAAAAUAUGUAUAAACAUUUUUUUGUGUCUCAAGGUGUGACCAGACCCCACGGACCUCUAUUGUACAGCCGCCACUGAACUCUGAUGCCUCUGAUGAGCACUGCUAGUUCUGUCAGCACUUGCUAUCAUUGCAUGAGGUGCCAGGUCGCCUUCGCCAUGUUGAGGGAUGUUGAGAGGGAGAAUACAAUGCUUUGAAUCUUUGAAUGUUAGGGGUCGACUGUGGGUGAGUUUGAAGCAUGGCCAUCUUCCAAUCAGAUGGUUGGUGCUUUGGUCCCAUGCCCAGCUGACCCGCAUGAAGAACUGAUUUGUUUCAUCUACAUUCAUCACAUCACCAGGCAAGCAGGGUCCCAUAACCAGUAAUAGAUGUAUUUCUGUUCCAAAGGCUCUUUGUGUUACUAUUGGACAUCUGUCCUUCAACUCUGUCCAUUUAGGCUUACACUGUUUGAUUACAGCUUUUACUCUAGAAAUGCUCUCUGUGCCCGGCUUUCAUUAAACCGAUGGAGAAAUAUAAACAACUUGAACAAUUAUGUCCGAGAACUCCCCGGGAAAAUACUAUGGAUCACGAGCAACUCAAUGUUUGGGUCACAAACGCUCUCUUUCACUGUGACAUGACCAGAAUGACACCACCGGUCAUUCACGUAAAGCCAGGUGACAGAUUUGCCAGAAAGGGGGCGGCACCUCAAAUGUGUACAAGACAAUUGUUUUUUGUCAGAUGGUUUUGCUAAAAUGUAUCUGAUGUUAGAGAAUGGAUAUAAUUUAGUUUUCAAUAAUGCAUAAGAUAUGGAUAGAUAAGUCUUUGUCACAUAUGAAUAGGAAGUUUGUGCCCUUCUCUCAUUGCAUGGGGAGUUGCAUGUUUCUCCCGCAUGGGGACUGCUGGUCCCAGUGCAGGACAUCAACAAUAAAACUGAUAUCCUGGGGAUAGAUGGAUGAAGUAGUGGACCAAUGACACUGAGGCUUAACCUUCUUGUUUACUGUGGUGCAGCAUCACACAAGGUGGAAGUUACAUCAGCGGAUCUUUAGCAUCAUUAACGCGGUGAUCUCAUGUGCAUUAAUGGAACACAUAAGGUUGUCUCCGAGGAAAUGAGUUGGCUCAAGUGUCACAGGCCAGUGUUUAAUCAAGAUAAACUUUCCUUAAAGUACUUGUUUGUCACAAAUACACUAGAAGUAUGCAUCUUUAUUGAGUCUAGUUGAGUUGUUACUUGUUAUGCUUGACAUUUUAUGAAACGUUUUGAACUAAAUCAAUACAAUCAAAACAGUCAAUAACAUAUUUUCCUCAAGUACAGUAGCUAAAUCAUGUUUAAGAAUAUGUUCAGUUUACUGCUAUUCAUAGUAUGAUUCAUCCUGUAAACAGGGUUAAAAUAACUUCUUCAUAAAAUCACCAUCAUCCAGCUUCACAACCAGGUCAUCAUCCCACCACAAAUCGGAGACAUGACAUAAUAUUCAAAGCAUUUUAUUUUGCCUCUUAACAGCCCUCAACAUGGCGAGGCAAGCCGGCACCUUGUGCAAUGCUAACUAUGCUAGAACUGGCAGUGGUCAUCAGAUGGGGAACCGGUUGUGGGGCUCAACACUUCCGUGAAAAUUCUAUUGGUCAGGAUGACGAUAUCAAGUGUAAGAGCCAUACAAGAACAUUGCUGAGAUUCUUUGAAUUUCCACUUCUUAUCAUUAAUGUUUUGGGUCAACUUUGAAUUAAAUUCGUAUUGUUUUCUAUGCAUGAAUUCCCAGCGUUUUUUUCUUCCACUUUUACCUCUUUCAGAUCAAAACAGAAUAAAAAACCUACAUAAAGGGGAGAUCGUUAAGUGAAGCCAUUGUUAGAGAUUUGCCAGAAAGGGGGCGGCACCUCAAAUGUGUACAAGACAAUUGGUUUUGGUCCGAUGGUUUUGCUAAAAUGUAUCUGAUGUUAGAGAAUGGAUAUAAUUUAGUUUUCAAUAAUGCAUAAGAUAUGGAUACAUAAGCCUUUGUCAUAUAUGAUUAUGAAGUUUGUGCCCUUCUCUCAUUGCAUGGGGAGUUUUUGCACAGAGUUGCAUGUUUCUCCCGCAUUGGGACUGCUGGUCCCAGUGCAGGACAUCAACAAUAAAACUGAUAUCCUGGGGAUAGAUGGAUGAAGUAGUGGACCCAUGACACUGAGGCUUAACCUUCUUGUUUACUGUGAUGCAGCAUCACACAUGGUGGAAGUUACAUCAGCAGAUCUUUAGCAUCAUUAAUGCGGCGAUCUCAUGUGCAUUAAUGGAACACAUAAGGUUGUCUCCGAGGAAAUGUGUUGGCUCAAGUGUCACAGGCCAGUGUUUAAUCAAGAUGUACUUGUUUGUCACAAAUACACUAAAAGUAUGCAUCUUUAUUGAGUCUGGUGGAGUUGUUACUUGUUAUGCUUGACAUAUAUACGGUAUAUGACUAAUAUGACUUCUUACCAAAAUGCUAAUUUGUUAUUUAUGUGGCAUGUAAGAACAUAUAAAACCAAUGUGCCCCCAAAACUUCAAGAUAACUCAAAUGUGUUGGGUGCCUAGAAGUGUUACAAGAGACCAUCGUGGAAAAAUGACUUCAGUUGAAAUCAAUGGUAAAACCCUAAAGGCUCUACUGGAUUCAGGCAGUGAUCAGACCCUUGUACACAAACAUUUUGUACCACCAAAUUGCAUUAGCACAAAUGAGACUAUCCCUGUUUGCUGUGUCCAUGGGGAUGAAAAAUCCUACUCAACAGCAGACGUGUACAUCACGGUACAAGGGCAGACCUACCUCCUAAACAUUGGCGUUGUCCUGCUGUGCUUGUUCGAGACCAGCCAGUGUUGUUUGAGUUAUUGAAUGCCAGCCAUGACUAAUGUGGCAGUGAUCAGAAGCGAAGAAGGUGGAGGAGCCCUUCCAGACACUUAGUGCCCUGCCUUUGUAUGAUGCAGAUCUGGAAACUGCACCCGUGAAAACUCGUAAGUCACGCAAACAAAGGAAGCAAGAGAAAUUUCGCCAAACUAGCUUCUAACCCUGAGCCUGAACUGCCCUUGGCUUUCAGAAUCCCUAAUAAUGUCAUUGAAAUGCAACAGAAAAACUCCACAUUAACAAGUCUCUUGCAGAGAGCUAUGCAGGAGGGACGGGACAGACCAGGACUCCAGUGUGAAUAAGGACCUCUUCCUAAAAAGUGGUAUUCUGUAUCGUCGGCAGGGAUCGGACGUGCAGCUGGUGGUGCCCAGAACGGCAAGGGAAACAGUGCUGGGAUUGGGGCAUUCUGUGCCGUGGGCUGGCCAUCUUGGAAAACACAGAACCUUUGCUUACAUUAAAAAACAUUUCCACUGGCCGGGCUUGCGUGCAGAUGUAGCUUUGUUCUGUAAAAGUUGUCCUCAGUGCCAGAAAACCUCCAUCAAAAUUCCCUUUAGAGCCCCACUGCAGCCCCUACAGAUUAUCACUACAGCUUUUGAGCGGUUGGGAAUGGAUAUUGUUGGCCCUGUGGAAAGGAGUAAAGCAAAAAACUGUUACAUGCUGGUAAUAACGGACUAUGCCACAAAAUAUCCAGAAGUUUUCCCUUUAAAGUCAAUGAAGGCGAAAACCGCGGCCUUUUGCCUUGUACAGUUGUUAGAUAAUAUAAAAAGAGAAGGAGCAAACGAACGAAUUGAAGGCACGUGUUCAAAAAUUGGAAGCCUGGAUGAUGACAUCUGGAAGAAUUCAGCCAAACAACUUCUCUCGUUCUGGGAGAUCUAUUUGUCAGAUCACAGGUCAAGUAUCAGCGCUGCGUUUGCAAUUCUGUCGGCCUGCAGGCCGGAAGAACAACUAACUAAAAUCAGGAAGAACAUGUUUUAUAACUCUUGUAACACAGAAAAAGAAAAGAUUUCUCUUGGCCCUGAACUGGUGUGUGUGUGUGUGUGUUGUAUGGUGGUUGGUGUGUCCCUAACUCCCUCCAUGCUCGGCACAUCCUGCUUGCCCUCUGACCUUGAAAUCUUCAGCAAAACAGGGCAAUGAUUCUCUAACUUAGCAAUAAGAAAAAGCUUUUGAUUAUCACAGUUUUUUUCAAGGGUCGGUUUUCCUCGUGAGAUUCUCACAGACUCGGAACUAACUUCAUGUUGACGUUGUUACAACAGGUUUACCAGCUUCUUGGUAUUAAGAGCUUGAGGACAACCCCCUACCAUGCUCAAACCGAUGGCCUCACCGAACGCUUCAACCAGACUCUGAAGCAGAUGCUCCGGAAAUUUGUGAAUGACACUAGUACAGACUGGGAUCAGUGGCUGCCCUACCUCCGUUUUGCAUAUAGAGAGGUACCCCCAGGGCUCCACGGGUUUCUCUCCUUUUGAAUUGUUGUAUGGUCAUGAAGUACGGGGCCCCCUCUCUCUGUUAAAAGAUAUUUGGGAGGGAGACCAGGUGGGAAGGUGUGAGGUUAACAUUAUAUCUCAUGUGGUUCAGAUGAGAGACCGACUGGAAAAGAUGAGUGAGCUUGCCCAAUCCCACAUGGCAGAGGCCCAGCAGCGACAAAGGACCUUGUAUGAUCGGUCAGCUUGUCAGAGGUCCUUCAACCCGGGCCAAAAGGUGCUCGUACUCCUUCCCAGUAAUAAUAGUAAACUGCUGGCAAAAUGGGAAGGAGCCUUUGAGAUCCAGCAGAAUAUUGGGCCAACUACCUAUCAGGUGUCCACUCCGGGUAAGCCUCGCUCCAGUAGAGUUCUACAUGUGAAUCUACUUAAAGAGUGAGUGGAGAGACCUGAGAAGAAAGCCGAAGUGUUGCUCAUCAGGAGGAUUCCAAAAGACGAAGAGGUGGAAGAGCAGUAUUUGCCUAUAGCUUCUUCAAUGGAUCUGGAUCUUUGCCACCUCCCGGAAGAAAAGUAACUCCAGGUAAGAACUUUAUGUAAGCCUAAAAUAUUCCAGGACAAUCCUGGAAGGACAAACCUUGUUAAGCAUGACAUUGUGUUGAAAAAGGCAGUCUCCGUGAGACGUUUAAGUUAAAAAAUACCUGAACAUCUGCUGACGGUGCUGAAGGAGGAAGUGUGCCUGAUGCUGGACCUGGGGAUCAUUGAGCCAGCAAAGAGCGAGUGGUGCAAACCAGUGGUCUUAGUGCCAAAGAAGGAUGGCACUAUCCGGUUUUGUAUUGACUUUGGGUAUUUAAAUUCAAUCUUACAAUUUGAUUCAUAUCCUACUCCCUGGAGAGAUGACUUAAUUGAGCACCUAGGAAAGGCAAGGUAUCUAACGAACUUAGAUCUGUGCAAAGGCUAUUGGCAGGUACCACUUACAAAACACUGAGAGAACUGACAGCUUUCCGAACACCCCUGGGUUUGUUCCAAUUCACAGUUCUGCCCUUUGGGCUGCAUGGUGCUCAAGUACUGUGUAGCCUGUCAGACUUUGCUGCAGCAUAUCUUGAUGACAUUGUCAUUUACAGCACCACCUGGGAGGAACACAUGAUACACCUGGGGCCAGUGUUGGAACGUCUCCAGUCUGCCGGGUUGACCAUGAAUUCCUCAAAAUGUGUCUUUGCCAAGGCUAAAACGGAGUUCCUGGGGUUUGUUAUAGGAAAUGUGUUGAUAAAACCGCAGGUGAAUAAAAUCCAUGCCAUCGAGUCCUGUUCCCGGCCAGAGACAAGAAAGGAAGUUCGGUCCUUUCUCGGCAUGGCAGGAUUUUACCAUCGCUUUAUUCCCUAUUUCUCUGCCAGAGCAGCAGCCCUCACAGAUUUGACUGGAUCCAGAUAGUCAACCCUGGUCCAGUGGACACAGGAGGCAGAGGCAGCCUUUCAGGACAUCCCGCAGGCACUGGGUAGAAGCUCUGUCUUGUACAGUCCUGACUUUCAAAAAACGUUCAUCCUUCAAACUGAUGCUUCGGAAAGGGGUCUCGGGGCUGUUCUUCUACAAGGACCUGCAGAGGGACGACACCCAGUGGCCUAUAUUAGCCGCAAUCUGUUCCCGAGAGAGGUCCGGUACUUUACAGUGAAGAAGGAGGCACACGCAAUCAAUGUGGGCCUUGGACUCUUUAAAAUACUUACUCAUGGGACGGGAGUUCACCCUGGAGACUGACCACAAGGCGCUCCAGUGGCUGGAGAAAAUUAAGGACAGUAAUGGACGGAUCACCCUGGCCUGGCAUUGUAGCCAUUCCGGUUCAUUAUCCAUCAUAUUCCAGGAAAGGGUAAUUGUACAGCAGAUUACCUGUACAAAGUACAAAAGCGAUAAAGCAGACGUUUAAAGCAUCCACUAACUCUACUAACAAUAACUAGCUGUCACCUUCAAGUUCGAAUAAUGAAAAUGUUGUGUAGCCCAACCCCCCCAAUGCAUCCAAGAAGAGUAUAAAGAUCAGCAGAGGUUCUUGUUUUGUUCAGUUGGGAGGGUCACAGCAACGAACCGGAGACUUUCAUACUUGGUAGAUACCUAGAGUGUAGAAUGUGACUUCAUGUUCAUAUAAUGUAUGCUAAUUAUUGUGUAAAAUACUGAUGUCUCAUAUAUUUUUCACAGGUGACUGAGAAGACAGGUAUCUGUGUCAUUUAUGAGCCACAGUUAAAAGACCAUUUAAAUACAGGUAGAAUAUUGAGUUGAUGUGUUAUUAAAAAGGGUAACAGACAACACUAUUUCUGUGCCAGCGUUGCUGCUACAUCCUUUAUGACUCACUUUGUUGCACGCAUAGUGCGCAUCAAAAGAAUGGAGAACUCUACGGAGGUUUUGUUCUUUGUGCUGUCUGCUUAUGGUAACAUCGGAAACUUAAAAUACCUGUAUUUCAGCAUGAUACUAUUAUGGUACAUCUUUAUAUGUGUGUCAAACACUAUUCUUAUUGUGGUCAUAUAUGUGGACAGAGAAUUGCAUGAGCCAAUGUAUAUAUUAUUAAGUCAUUUGUUUAUGAAUGAAAUAAGUGCAAGCACAUCUUUACAUCUUCUUCUGCUCUCACAGAUGAUUUCAGAUACACAUGAAGUGACAUUGCCAUGGUGUUUUCUGCAGAUGUGUUGUUUCUACAUAUUUAGUUGUGUUGAGUUAUGCAGUUUAACAGCUAUGGCCUAUGACAGAUAUGUCUGUAUCUGUCAUCCUUUACAUUACAAUGUUUUUAUGAGCAAUGAGAAAGUAGGUAAGAUCAUUCUGCUUGUUUGGAUUUAUUCAUUUUCUAGCUAUAUUUUCUCAUUUUCAUUCAUCAUUCCUUUAACAUUUUGUGGAAAUGUCAUUGACAAAGUGUUUUGUGACCAACAGUUAAUAAUUAAACUUGCAUGUUCACUCUCACUACUUACCAGUAUAUCUGACCUGCUUUAUGGCUUCAUGACAGUGAUUAUUCCAUUUAGUCUCAUUUCAGUCUCUUACAUGAAGAUUUUGCGGGUUUGUCUAAUUGUGUCAAAAGAAAGCAAACAAAAGGUCUUAACAACCUGCACACCUCAGAUUGUCUCACUGUCAAUCAUUUUUUUCUACGCCAUUUUUCAUUUUGUGGGAUCCAGGUUUGAUAAUAGCUAUUUACCAGGUAAAGUGCGCAUUAUUUCAUCCAUAUAUGUCCAUAUACUUCAACCAAUGAUCACCCCCUUUAUGUACGGACUUUACCUACCCCAAAUAAGACAAUCGUGUAUAAAGCUUCUGUUUUACAGAAAAUAAUUAUUGUACACUGUGAUAAAUGUUAUUUCAUGCAAGUGCUUCACCAUUAAAAACAAUUUGAAAUCAGGAAAUAAUUUCUCUUAUUGUGGCACAGAUGUAUUUCCAGCAAGGAGACUUUUAUCUGCUUGGAGACAAAGAAAAUCUAAGCAGUUUUAUUCUGCAGUUUUUGUAUGUCUUUUCUCCCAUUGACUUUGUUCAACUGACUUCAACAGUUUCUUAAUGAUGAUUUAUAUGACGUUAUUACAGUCGUGCUGUAACAGCAAGCAUCCUACUUUAUGUGUUGAUAGAAUUUGCCACCAGAGGUCAGAAUCAGACCGGAUUGUAAAUGUGUGAGAACUCCUCACAUGAGGUCCGUAAAGCUACAUGGUGACUGCUGGGCCCAGUGCAGGAAGGCAUACAUAAUGUACUGGACCAAUGACACUGAAGCAUAGUCAUCAUGUUUGAUUUGGCAUUACACAAAGUGAUAGUUACCAGCAGAUCUUUAGCAUCAAUAACUUGACCUCACGUGAACUAAUUCAACACAUCAAGUUGUGUCUGAGGAAAUGAGUUCGCUCGAGUCCUAAGUAGUUGUUGGUCACAAAUAUACUCAACAAAAGUAUGCAUUGAGUCUUAUUGAUUACUGCAUGCUUUUGAAGUCUGUCACAAAUACACAAAGUAUUUUGGAUGUCAAAAUAAACGUGAUAAUCUUUGCAAUUAUUGUGGUCGAGAUUAUUGUGAUAAAAAAUGUUAACGCAGUUAAUAGAACUUUGUUUACUUCAGUUGCAAACGGACCACUUUACGCACUGCUAGGGCAACUUUGACUCCUAGGAACCUCGAUGUGACACUUGACAGCCCACUCUCCAUCACUCUUAACAUU